GUGCUCGCAUUUGCGUGCAUGCUUCUCAUUUGGAAUAGUGAGGUGGAUGGCACACAGGACCUUCAUUUCUUCGAAUCAUUUGCUGGGUGUGCCAUGGCAACCCGCGAGGUGCAGUCAUGCUUUCCGGCUCUGGCUGCCAGAGCUUUAGAUGUUGAGUACAGUCGGACCUUGGACUUGACCUCGCACAGUGGAAUGGGGGCAGCUCUUGCUUCCAUCUUACAGGGACGAGAUGAUGGCUGGGUCCAUUGGUUAGGGGUUCAGUGCGCGACCUGGGUUGCUACCUCCAGAGGCAGUACUGGCAGGAGCGCGGCAAACCCGGAAGGAUUAGAUGGAGAAGUUCGUUGCGUGACUGUUGCCAACUUUCUGGCCUGUAGGGUGGCUCUUCUGUGCAUCGCCACAGUAGCUUUUUGUGGCACUUGGAUUGUGGAGCAGCCCCGCAGCAGCCUUCUUUUCGACCAUUACAGAAUGAAGGAAUUGUUCGACUACUUUGAUGUUUUUCGAUGCAACUUCUGGAUGUUCCAUUAUCAAGCACCAACACCGAAAAGGACGAGCUUGUGGUCCAGUAGCCCAGCCAUUGGAGUGUUUUGGACCAUGCGGUUGAAGAAACACGUGUACCGGAAGGCUUUGAAAGAUCGUGGAGCCGAGCAAAAGCCAUGUCGUACCUACAAAGAUAAAGAAGGCCGUACUCGCUAUCAUGGAACUCCUGCCCUCAAGUCUACAGAGCGAUACACGAAAUGCUUUGGAGAGAAAAUUGCCUCCAUGCUUGAGAAGCUGAAGCCAAAGGUUGUUUUGAGAUCCCAUGAUGACUCAGCAGAUGCCAUUCGCAUCUGGCAGUCGUGGGAGUGGGGUGACAAAUGGAAUGAUGCAGAGAUGGUAGCUCUCUGUCAGUAUUUGUAUGGGGCUUGCGCUCUAAAGGUUCCUCUGGAGUGGAAGAAAGUCCUUCCGCGGGAACUGUGA
Durusdinium trenchii is the source of this 957-nucleotide messenger RNA. The record is from the annotation of a GenBank genome assembly. NCBI's taxonomy places the organism in Eukaryota, Dinophyceae, Suessiales, Symbiodiniaceae.